GUCAAGUGUGUACCAACUUUAACGAAAAAACGUUCCCAAUCUCUGAGUUGAUUCGAUGACUUCUCACUCGCCACCCAUUCGUACUAACAAUCCAAAGUAGAGACGACCUCGUUGAAUUUUGCUGCGAAUUUUGCUUCUACCGGAUAAACAACCAAUAUGGCUGAUAACGAUGAUCUUUUAGAUUAUGAGGAUGAGGAUCAGACUGAGCAGGUUACCACUGAGCCGGUAGAACAACCUAAAAAGGAUGUGAAAGGAACGUAUGUUUCGAUUCACAGUUCAGGCUUUCGUGAUUUUUUGCUUAAACCGGAAAUUUUGCGUGCCAUAGUCGAUUGUGGUUUCGAGCAUCCGUCUGAAGUACAACACGAGUGUAUUCCACAGGCGGUGCUCGGCAUGGACAUCCUGUGCCAAGCUAAGUCCGGUAUGGGAAAGACGGCUGUCUUUGUAUUGGCAACCCUGCAGCAGCUGGAGCCGACAGAAAGCGUCCCGUACGUGCUGGUUAUGUGCCACACGCGCGAGUUGGCUUUCCAGAUCAGCAAGGAGUAUGAACGUUUUUCCAAGUACAUGCCCAGCAUCAAAGUUGCCGUGUUUUUCGGUGGUCUGCCUAUUCAGAAGGACGAAGAAGUAUUGAAAUCUACAAAUCCGCACAUCAUCGUUGGAACGCCGGGUCGUGUGCUGGCGCUUAUUCGGAACAAGAAGUUGAACUUAAAACAUCUGAAACAUUUUAUCCUUGAUGAGUGUGAUAAGAUGUUGGAGCAACUAGACAUGCGUCGUGAUGUACAGGAGAUUUUCCGCAACACACCACACGGCAAACAAGUGAUGAUGUUUUCUGCCACCCUUAGCAAAGAGAUCCGACCGGUGUGCAAGAAGUUCAUGCAAGAUCCUAUGGAGGUAUACGUCGAUGAUGAAACAAAGCUUACGCUCCACGGGCUUCAACAGCACUACGUUAAGUUGAAGGAAAACGAGAAAAACAAAAAACUGUUCGAACUGCUGGAUGUUCUUGAAUUUAAUCAGGUCGUUAUUUUUGUCAAAUCGGUUCAACGUUGUAUGGCAUUGGCGCAAUUGCUGACUGAGCAAAAUUUCCCCGCCAUCGGAAUUCACCGCGGCAUGGUGCAAGAGGAGCGUCUUUCGCGGUACCAGCAAUUUAAGGAUUUCCAGAAGCGCAUUCUGGUCGCAACCAAUCUGUUUGGUCGCGGAAUGGAUAUCGAGCGUGUUAAUAUUGUUUUCAACUAUGACAUGCCCGAGGACUCAGAUACGUACCUGCAUCGGGUAGCUCGCGCCGGACGAUUCGGUACCAAAGGUUUGGCUAUUACAUUCGUUUCCGAUGAAACCGACGCGAAAAUUUUGAACGAGGUGCAGGAUCGGUUCGAUGUUAAUAUUACCGAACUGCCAGAUGAAAUUGAUCUCUCAUCGUACAUUGAAGGACGAUAAAUGCCACCAAGGGCAAGAAUAGAAGAUAAGUUUAGUUUAUUGAUUGAGUAAAUGUAAAACAAACCUAUCUACGGGCCAGCUUUUUAUUACGAAUAUGUAAAGAUGCCCUUCACACAUUGGACACUGUUACAUAUUGAUUUGUUUUGGAGCAAAUCUCAUUUUUAAAGAACUUAUCUAUUCUACUACUGUGUGUAGUAGAUGGCAGUAUUGACACUUUGAAGAAAACACAGGCAUUACUAACAAUUGGUUAGUUCUAACAUUUCCAUACCUAAUAAUAACGAAUAUGAUAGGAGGUCAGCGCACAGUGGAGUGGUUGUACGCUAGCUACUAAUUUCAAUAAAAAAAACGAUAAGAUGAAAGUGUAAAA
This is a messenger RNA of Topomyia yanbarensis, 1795 nucleotides long. It is a transcript of the gene Hel25E, whose product is annotated as ATP-dependent RNA helicase WM6. The record is from RefSeq and is a predicted model, not a curated record. Bases 157 to 1428 code for a protein of 423 amino acids. Lineage: Eukaryota; Metazoa; Arthropoda; Insecta; Diptera; Culicidae. Gene Ontology annotation, biological process: mRNA export from nucleus; mRNA splicing, via spliceosome. Gene Ontology annotation, molecular function: ATP binding; RNA binding; RNA helicase activity. The transcript has 7 exons.